AUGUCAACAAAGCAAAUUGCCAAACAUUUUAAAUGUCGUGGAGGUAUUUAUCCUCAUUCUAAUAUUAAAAGAUUGACUGUACCAGAUGAUUUGGUAGACUGGUGCACAUCGUGGCCGGAAUACAGUCCUCCAGUCUAUAAUUCGAACAUUCUGACAGGAAAACCUUGGGCAGAUCCAGAUAUAGGUGAUUCUUCAUUCAAUCCCAAAUGGAAUGAGGAGGAUGUUCAUAUAAAUAGGAAAAGCUAUCAUGGAAAAUAUAAAGUAGUUGAUGGCUAUCCAAUAAAUCCAUGUGGAAGAACUGGUUUAAAAGGUCGUGGAAUUUUAGGAAAAUGGGGUCCAAAUCAUGCAGCAGACCCUAUAGUUACCAGAUGGAAAAGAAAUAUGAAUGGAGAUGUAAUAAAACAAGAUAGCAAGCCUGUACUACAGUUAUGUGUGAUUGAGCGAUUUGAUUGUGGAGAACAAGCUUUACCUGGUGGCAUGGUUGAUCCGGGUGAAAAGAUUUCUGCAGCAAUAAAAAGAGAAUUUAUGGAAGAAGCAAUGGCAUCUUUAACUCAUUCGAAGGAUGAAAAUGAAGAAGUGUCUAAAAAACUUGAUAAAUUUUUCUCUAAUGGUGUUAUAAUAUAUAAUGGUUACGUAGAUGACAUUAGAAAUACAGAUAAUGCAUGGAUAGAAACAUCUGCUAUAAAUUAUCAUGAUGAUGAAGGAACUGGACUAGGGUCUCUUAAUCUGACUGCUGGUGAUGAUGCAAAAAAUAUUGGUUGGGUGGAUGUCAAUAGGAAUUUAAAACUAUAUGCGAGUCAUAGUGAAAUGGUUAAAUUGGUUUCUGAAAAUCUUCAUAGCUUUUGGUAAUUUUAUAAACUUAGUAAAUAAUGAUCUAGCAAUACAAAAUAUAUGUUAUAUUAUUUUAAUGAAG
Messenger RNA from Ctenocephalides felis (cat flea), 913 nucleotides. Its product is annotated as ADP-ribose pyrophosphatase, mitochondrial. Lineage: Eukaryota; Metazoa; Arthropoda; Insecta; Siphonaptera; Pulicidae. The transcript has 5 exons. The record is from RefSeq and is a predicted model, not a curated record. Bases 1 to 849 code for a protein of 282 amino acids. Gene Ontology annotation, molecular function: ADP-ribose diphosphatase activity.